AUGUUAUUUUAUCUAACCACCUUGAAUUUGGCAAGGUUUUUGAGAGAAAAUGCUCUAUCUCUUAGUGAGAAUGAAAGUGAUGUACAAGUUGUUGCAAUAGUGGAUGCGUGGAAACAUGCAGAUUUUCUCUGCAGGAACUAUAUUCUCAAUCAGUUGGAUAACACAUUAUACAAUGUGUAUAGUCCAAUCAAGACUACAAACGUAUUAUGGGAUUCGCUUGAUCACAAAUAUAAAACAGAAGAUGUCAGAACAAAGAAAUUUAUUGUCAGUUACUUCCUUGAUUUUAAGAUGGCAGAUUCCAAAACAGUGAUCAAUCAAGUCCAAGAACUUCAAGUUAUCCUACAUGAAAUUCAUGCAGAAGGAAUGUCUCUAAGAGAAUCUUUUCAAGUGGCGGUGAUUAUUGAAAAAUUACCACUGACUUGGGGGGAUUUCAAAAACUAUUUAAAACAUAAAUGCAAAGAGAUGUCACUAGAUGAUUUGAUUGUUCGCUUGCGGAUUGAAGAGGAUAAUCGUGGUUUUGAAAAGAAAAAUGGACAUCAUUUCAUGGAAUCCAAGGCAAACAUUGUGGAACAUAAGCCAAAGUUCAACAAUAAGAAAAGGAAGCAUCCCGGAAGGUGCUCCUGGCAAGGUGUUAAAAGUGGAGAUAGUCAGAAUUUUAAUGGCAAGUGCUUUUUGUGUGACAAAAUGGGACAUCGUGCCAAGGAUUGUUGCAAGAGGAGGACUCAAGGGAACUAUAAGAAAAAACCCACUCAAGCCAACUUAACAGAAGAAGAAAGUCUCUGUGCAAUGGUUUCGCACCUAAAGGUAUCUGGUGUCGUGUAUGAAGUCAAUUUGGUGGACAACCGCAAAGCAUGGUAG
Camellia sinensis is the source of this 858-nucleotide messenger RNA. RefSeq lists its product as uncharacterized. Gene Ontology annotation, molecular function: zinc ion binding; nucleic acid binding. The record is from RefSeq and is a predicted model, not a curated record. NCBI's taxonomy places the organism in Eukaryota, Viridiplantae, Streptophyta, Magnoliopsida, Ericales, Theaceae.